Molecule: messenger RNA, 1833 nt
Organism: Drosophila rhopaloa
Lineage: Eukaryota; Metazoa; Arthropoda; Insecta; Diptera; Drosophilidae
Product: beta-catenin-like protein 1
Cellular component (GO): spliceosomal complex
Source: RefSeq, a predicted model, not a curated record
GCGCGGUCACACUUUUACAUAUUGUUUUUUAAAGGCAACUAUGGACAUCGGCGAACUGCUGGCGUUUAAGCCGGAACAGACGCCAAAGCGUCCGCACGAGGACGAGGACGACGACUUCGAUUUGGAGAGCUCCCAUGGAAAACGGGGCGGUGGCGAUGAGAAAACCAAACGCAUGCGGCGCAUCGCCGAAGCCAAGCAGUCGGCACAUUACGGAAAACAAAGUGCAGGUGGAGGAUCAUCCGCGUCCGGCGGCACCACUAGCUUCGAAUUCGAUCCAGAACUCACGGAGGAGGAGCGACUGAAUAUCCUCAAGUACGUGGAGAACGAGGAAGCCGAUGGCGAUGUCUUAGACGAGCAUAGCCUCAAGAAACUGAUACUGGUGUUCGAGAAGAGGAACCUCAAGAACCAGGAGAUGCGCAUCAAGUUCGCCGACUGUCCCGAAAAGUUCAUGGACUCGGAGGUGGAGAUGCACACGGUGAUCCAGGAACUGAAAGGCGUGGCCACGGUGCCCGAUUUAUAUCCCCUCCUGGUGGAGCUCCAUGGAUUGCACAGUUUGCUGGAACUUCUGGCCCAUCAAAACACGGACAUAGCCGUGGCCGUAGUGGAUCUCUUGCAGGAGGUAACCGAUGUGGACAUCCUGGGCGAAAGUCAGGAGGGCGCCGAAUCCUUGAUUGAAGCCCUGAGGAAAGAGCAAAUCUGCGCUCUACUGGUCCAAAAUCUGGAGCGACUGAACGAGCAGGUUAAGGAGGAAGCCGAUGGGGUGCAUAACACUCUGGCCAUUGUGGAGAACCUCACCGAAAUCGAUUCGGAGUUCGUCAAGGAGGCAGCUGAGCAGGGAUUACUGGCCUGGCUGCUGAAACGCCUGCGUGGAAAGUCCCCCUUCGAUCCCAACAAACUCUACUGCAGCGAGAUCCUUUCCAUCCUCAUACAAACGGAGAAUGACAACCGAUUGAUGCUGGGUUCUCUGGAUGGAGUGGAUGUGCUCCUCCAGCAGCUGGCUGUCUACAAAAGACACGAUCCCGGGAGCAACGAGGAGCAGGAGUAUAUGCAGAAUCUAUUCAAUUGCCUCUGCUCAGCUUUAAUGGCUCGUGAGAAUCGCGAUCGAUUCCUCAGCGGUGAAGGUCUCCAGCUAAUGAACCUGAUGCUCAGAGAGAAGAAAAUGUCCCGAAAUGGUUCCCUUAAGGUGCUGGAUCAUGCCAUGGCCGGACAGGAUGGAAGGGACAAUUGCAACAAGUUUGUCGAGAUCCUCGGCCUGCGCACCAUCUUUCCGCUCUUCAUGAAAACACCCAAGCGCAACAAGCAGCGACUGAUCUCCGCCGAUGAGCAUGAGGAGCAUGUGACCUCCGUCAUUGCUUCCAUGCUGCGGAACUGCAAGGGCACGCAUCGCCAGCGAAUGUUGGCCAAGUUCACCGAGAACGAUCACGAGAAGGUAGAUCGGCUGCUGGAGCUGCAUCUCAAGUAUCUAGCCAAGGUGGAGGCUAUAGACAAAGAGAUCGAUCAACAGACUAAGGAUCCCAGCAUUGACGAGGACGAGGAGGCGGAGAACAACUACAUUAAACGGCUGACCGGAGGACUGUUCACAUUGCAGCGCAUCGACUACAUCCUGCUGGAGGUCAGUGCCACCGGCGAUACCGUCAAGCAGCGCGUUUUGCAGAUCCUCAACUUGCGCGGCGCCUCCAUGAAGACCAUUCGCAGCAUCAUGAGAGAAUACGCUGGCAAUCUGGGCGAUGGCGACACUGACUGGCGGGAACAGGAGCAGACCCACAUAUUAUCUCUAGUCGAUCGUUUCUAAGGCUCACCAUACAAUAAAAACAGAACUAUUAAAACUGAAAA